AUGUCUGACGGACCGAAGGGGAAGGGCUUCCCUGAUGUCUCCGCAAAACUAUCCGCGCUUCCAAAGAAAUCGCUCUUUGAGCGUCAAAAGGCUGAGGCCGAGGCGAAACGCAUCCGAGAGCAAGCCGAAAAUGCCGCAGCACUGGAGGAUUUCGUUAAAUCUUUUGAUGAUGAGGCUCCCGCUGGACAUCUGCCCUCCGAUGGACGGUUGAAUACACAUGGAGGCAGGGGUGGUGGAUUUGGAAUACCUUCCAAAAGACACUUCACAGGAUCUACCUCACGCAACAGUGGCCCGGGAACUUUGGGUCCCCCACCUCCAACACUUUCCCGCAAACGUCCCCACGAAGGCUUCUUCCCUGCCUCACAUCGUGAUCAGCCAAGAUUUGAAAGCGCGAAUAUGUCUUCUGGACCCACUCCAUCAUUCGGGGCCCCUGAGGCUGACAAGACAAUUGAGGAGGCGGAGAGAGCUGCUGCUAAGCCAACCUUAUACCUUGCGUCACUUCCUCCCGGGACAUCUCCAUCAGUCAUCAAAGCUUUGAUGCCCUCUGUUUUAGCCGUAGACGAUAUCAAGAUUCUACAACCACCCGGACAGACUACAACAGAAAAAAGAUCUUCUGCUGCCAUUAUUAUCCUUGCAAGCGACACAGCCGCUUCGGACAUCGACACCACCGUGAGCUCUCUCCAAAACAAGUACCUUGGGUGGGGCUACUACUUGAAUAUCUCGCGACAUCUUUCUUCUGCUGCCAUCAGCUUGAAUAUGCCUUUGCCUGUCGGUCUUUCAUCAAGCUCUUCUCUACCUUUUGGCGCAAAGAAGGUUCAACCAAACAUUGGCGGAAGUCUGAAUCGCGCUCCCCCACCUGGAAUACACCAGGGAGGGUUCGCACCUCCGAGCUCAUAUGGGUCCAAUGCUGGUAGAAGCGGCCCAAGUACUGUGGUGGAGGUGAAAUUACCGUCAGACAUCAAACAACUGAGACUUAUCCACCUGACGCUUGAGCAUUUAUUGAACCACGGCCCUCAAUUUGAGGCGUUAUUGAUGAGCAGGCCAGAGGUACAGAAGGACGAAAAAUGGGCUUGGUUAUGGGAUGCGAGGACGACAGGUGGUGUGUACUACCGCUGGAAACUAUGGCAAGUGAUCACGAACCCCAGGACCGAAAAGGCCAAAGCCCACCAACCUGCGAUAAUAUUUGAAGGGGGCCCGACCUGGAUGCCCCCAGAGAGCGAUCUCAAAUUUGAAUACACCACUCGGCUAGAAGAUUUUGUUUCGGAUGAGGAUUACAACUCCUCUGACGAAGAAAACUCGGAUGGAGAAGAUGAACGGCGUAACCGCGGUGGAGCACCCUCGGAAGGGAUCGACGGAUACGGCGAUGGUCUUGGCUACAUGAACCCCAUGAAGAAGGCCAAGCUCACCCAUCUUCUUGCACGACUUCCAACUCACCAAGCAACACUUCGACGAGGUGAUGUUGCGCGUAUAACGGCAUUUGCCAUGGAGCACGUUGAAUCCGGCGCAGAGGAGAUUGUGGAUAUGAUUGUUCUGAAUGUUCUCAACCCACUGGUAUACACUGGGGCGAACCCAGAUUGUGAACUUGAGAAGGCGUCCGCCUCAACCAAAGAACCAUCUGAAACCGCAGAAAACAAGGACGACCCGGCAUCCAAAGAAUCAUCGGAAAUGACUACUGAUGAGAAAGAUAUUCUACCCAAGAAAGCAUUUGAUCCGUCCGGCUCGAAGCUAGUUGGUCUUUUUGUCAUCUCUGAUAUUCUCUCAGCCGCAAACAACAGUGGAGUGCGCCAUUCUUGGCGAUACCGCCAUCUGUUUGAAAACGCAUUCCGUACUCGAAAGGUUUUUGAACACCUUGGUCGACUCGAUAAAGAUCUCAACUGGGGACGGCUGAAAGCUCGGAACUGGAAGAAAAGUGUUGGUUAUCUUUUGGAACGGUGGGAAUUGACGAAUUGUUUCACUCAACUGAACCAGGAGCAUUUCGCUCAGGUACUCGAGAAGCCACCGCUUACCGACGCCGAGUCCCACAAAGAGGAAGAAAAAGUCGAGGCAGAAAAAGCUGCUGCUGCAUUUGCCAAGAGCAAAAAUCGAUGGAAGACAGUUGACGAAGAUGGGCUGGCUGGAAAGUUUGACCCUACUCGCCCUGUGAGUGAUGGCAACCGACAAGCCCGAUCCACUUUCACCGAGGACGAAUCAAUGAGCGACAUCGAUGGUGUCCCAAUGGAAGACAGUGACCACGAAUUGGAGAACGAUGAAGGAAACCCUGUGGACAAGGUCCAACUGCCAUCGGGCAAUGAAAACAUCCAAACUCAAUCAACCCAACAGCCCACUGAACCACCCAAGAAGCCCGAAGAACCAGCUGGGCAUCAAGAUCCAGAGACACGGCGACGCAGGCCACGGCCCAAAGCUGAGGACAUGUUCGCAUCCGACUCGGAGUGA
Messenger RNA from Penicillium soppii, 2433 nucleotides. Its product is annotated as SWAP/Surp domain-containing protein. Bases 1 to 2433 code for a protein of 810 amino acids. Gene Ontology annotation, molecular function: RNA binding. Gene Ontology annotation, biological process: RNA processing. NCBI's taxonomy places the organism in Eukaryota, Fungi, Ascomycota, Eurotiomycetes, Eurotiales, Aspergillaceae. The transcript has a single exon. Gene Ontology annotation, cellular component: nucleus. The record is from RefSeq and is a predicted model, not a curated record.